CGGACGCGAUAGAGAGAGAGAAAAAUUGAGAGUGCGAGAGAGCCGCGAGCAGCUUCCUCGCGCGAUUUUCGGUGUGCAUCUAAACAUUUGAAAAGUAAGAGGCCCGUCCGAGCGACGAUUCUCGCAAAGGAAUUUUACGCAAAGUAACCAACGCUCGAGAAAUUCUUCGAGCAACCCCCUUGAUUCUCUCCGUCGCAGUCUCGUGGUCAGUUCUACGUUAAAAAUACAAAAAAUAAAAAGUAAAUAAAUAAAUUCACGAUAAUCGAUCCUCUCCCCCCGGAGUUAACCGAAUACGAAUCGCGAGGCCGGUGCUUGUGUGAAGAAGAAAAAAAACUCGUUAGCCCGUGCGCGAGUGCCCAUCAGAGGCUCUCGGAUGCCCGCGUGCAGCCCCAGCCCCCCAGGUAGCGGUGCAGCAGCGGUAAGCAGCAGCAGCAGCAGUAGCAGCGGCCAAGCCGACCAACGGGCAGUGCCGCCCUCCUCCCAUGCCAACAGAGGCCUCGGUCGGCGGCCCACAACAACAACAACAACGUCAAGAACAAGACAAGCAGCAAGACCCUGCAGCUGCGCCGAUGCUCCAGCCACCGGUGUCGCUGCUCGAGAUGGCCUCGUUACGACUGCCCGACUCGGACGAGUUCGACCUGGAGCGUAGACGCGGUCAGGCGGCGGUGGCUGCGGCGGCGGCCGAGGCGACGAGGCAGUCCUCGCAGCAGCAUCCCAGCGUCGUCUCCACGACCGGUGGAAUCGUCGUCGGCGGUGGCGGUGGCAGUGGCCUGACGGCUCUCGGCGAGCUGCGCAACCUCGUGGGCUCGCGGGCCGAGCUGCUGGCCGACUACGUCAACGGCUCGCUGCAGGAUCUCUUCGUGCUGGCGAGCACCCACAGGCCCGGCAGUUCACAGUCGAUGUCGCCCACCGAACUCGGCUCCGGUGCUAGUGGCAGUGGUGUUGUCGGCAGCGGUGCCGGUGGUCUGAGUCUGGGCGGCCUCGUGGACCCCACCUCGGCCGUGGUCGACGACGACUUCGUCCUCCAAGCCCUGUUCAACGCGACGACGAGCGCCGCCGGCGGCGUCAACAAUCUGUCGCUGGAGCACGUCUCCGAUCGCUACUACAGGCACAGCGUGGCCAUGUCGGUGGUGUACUUCGUCGCCUACUGCCUCGUCUUCGUGGUGGGCCUGAUCGGCAACAGCUUCGUCAUCGCCGUGGUCUAUCGGUCGCCCCGCAUGCGCACCGUCACCAACUUCUUCAUCGUCAACCUCGCCGUGGCCGACGUGCUCGUCAUCGUCUUCUGCCUGCCGGCCACCCUCAUGAGCAACAUUUUCGUUCCUUGGGUUCUAGGUUGGUUCAUGUGUAAAACAGUACCGUACAUCCAGGGCGUCUCCGUGGCAGCUUCAGUUUACAGUCUAGUUGCUGUAUCGUUGGACAGAUUCCUGGCGAUUUGGUGGCCGCUGCGCUGCCAGAUAACGAAGAGCCGGGCGCGCAUGAUGAUCAUCGUGAUCUGGUUCAUCGCCCUGACCACGACCUCGCCCUGGCUGCUGUUCUUCGAUCUCGUCUCGAUCUACAACGACGAUCCCGACGUCAAGCUCUGCAUGGAGAUCUGGCCGCGACCGCUGGACGGCACCCUCUUCUUCAUCAUCGGCAAUCUCAUGCUGUGCUACGUCCUGCCGAUGAUCCUCAUCUCGCUCUGCUACGUGCUGAUCUGGAUCAAGGUCUGGCGGCGCGACAUACCCAGCGACACCAAGGACGACCAGAUGGAGCGGCUCCAGCAGAAGUCCAAAGUCAAGGUCGUGAAGAUGCUGAUCAUCGUCGUGAUACUGUUCGUGCUGUCCUGGCUGCCGCUCUACGUUAUAUUCGCCCGCAUCAAGCUCGGAGGUAAAAUAGCGGAAUGGGAGGAGGAGCUGCUGCCGAUCGCCACGCCGAUCGCCCAGUGGCUGGGCUCCUCCAACUCCUGCAUCAAUCCGAUCCUCUACGCUUUCUUCAACAAGAAGUACCGGCGCGGCUUCAUGGCCAUCAUCAAGUCGGGCCAGUGCUGCGGCAAGCUGCGCUACUACGAGACCGUGGCGAUCAUGUCGUCGUCCACGUCGAUGCGCAAGUCCUCGUACUACGUGAACAACGGCUCGUCGCGGGGGCGCGCUUUUCACGGGCCGCCGGUGCACCAGGACAGCAACGUGUCGUACAUCUUCAAUCACAAGUCGGCGCCCGCCUAGGACGCGUGGCCGCGGUGAACCACGUGGCAGAGAUCCCGUCGGCACCAUCACCACCCUGCGCAGCACCAACAGCAGCAGCAUCCAGCACAGCUGCAGAGGCAGCACAGCAGCUGCCUCGCGCGCUGACGGGUCUCCGGUAUAAUCGUGCUCGUUAUUGGUAAUAAUAUACAAUGAUGAUUGAGACCGAUUAUGUCGCAAAAGCGCCACGACUGUCCGAUAAUUCGAACGCUUCACCGCGAUUAUUACGAUGUAACAAGAGAUAAAUGAUAUCCUUUUUAAGGGAUAUCAUGUGCCGACCGAGCCGUGGCUGGCCGGUUCUGCCAUGAAUACGAUAUAAUAAUAAUAAUAAUAAUAUACACAGACUACAAGAGCAGAGCCCCCGCUGGACGGAGCAUAUGAUAUAUAUACGAGUUUCAACAAAAAUAAACAGAGACUCUGGACGAUAUGGCUCGCUCGUGAACCCCCGUAAUUAUAAUAUUAUGUACGAUAUUACAGCAACGAGAUCGCCCCGUGACGAUUGUCAUCGUUAUAAUAAUAAAAAUAAUAAUAAUAAUAAUAUUAAUAAUAGUAAUAAUAGUAAUAAUAAUAAUAAUAAUAAUAUGUAUAUCGAUUCGUGUCCUGUGAAUACACGUCGAUGUUCCUUAUAAAUGCCGACAAAUCGAAGCUUCUUUAUCGACCAAUUAAUUUUCUUUUUCUCUUAUCUUUCUCAAAAAUCUCUCUUGUCGAGAAUGCCACGAACACACAAAAACACACACAUGGAAACAUUGAAAAUAUAUACGGUAUAAAAAACAAUAUCUUUUAGAGAAUAUUCAUAUACAAUAAUAACUCGCUCGCCAUUUUUCCCUCGCUGUAUAGAGAAUUCGAGUUUCACGAUGAAACUUGAACGCAAAAAAGUAAAAACAAAUGAAUUAAAAGAAGAAAAUAAAACUCGUCGCUGAAAAUGCACUUUAUUUUUCUACGACGUAGAGAUUAAGAAAAAAUUGUCGAAUCGUAGCAUCUUCUAGAUUAUUAUAUACAGCUCGGACUUUUCUGAAGGAAACUUUUACAGCUUGAUGCCGAUGAAAUGAAAAUAGAAAAAAAUUAUUUGAUUUAUAAAUUUACUGAUCUAAAUUCCACAAAAAAAAAGUAACAGCAUGAAAAAUAUUUUCUCGCUUAGUUCGAAUUGGCACUAUAUAAAAGGAUGCCCCUCCUCUCUUAAAAUUAAAAAAUAUAAUAAAAAGUACGAUUAUAGAAAACAUCGAGCUCUCACGAUCGUAAUAGGGCCCAUUACGCCAUUCGGAUAAUAUACAAACGUUUAAUCGUAAAAAAUAAAUAAUAUCGUGUAUAUCGAAAAAUCGAAGGCGAUGUUAAUUUUAAUUCGAUAUAAUAUUUUCCGACGAUCGUUACGUUAACGUUGACGAUUGCCGUGCGGUCGCAAUGGACGCACACACGUACACAUAUAUACACAGUUGUAAUAUGUAUACUAUAUACGUAUAUUAAAAGAGAUAAGCAUCGGUCAUAAGGAUAAUAAAUAAAUUUAAACUAUAACGAUUAUAACGACGAGAAAAAAGUAUAUAUAGUUAUACAUUUAAUCCAUAUCGCGUCGCAAGAGUCACGCUUGAAAAUGAACACACAGCUAUUAUAAGCCAACAUCGUUGAUCACAUCGUAUUCGCAGCGAAGCAUUGAUUUUUUUUUCUUUCUUUCGUCAAAUCAAUGGCUAUACGACAUAAACAUUGGAGUUUGAGAAUAUCCGAUGUGUGUAGACUAUUGUGAUUUACUCAAGCUCCAUUGCACUCGCUGUCUCUGUUGUAUACUUAUUACUUUUGCUGCUUUUCCGCAUUGCAAGAGAAAGAUUCAUAUAGAAAAAUGUUUUAUAAUUGUUUUUUUCUGCGUCGCACUCAUAUCAUCUACGAUUCUCGAACGAAACAAUAAAAAUCUGCAAUAAUUAGAAAUUAUGCUCAAAAUCGUUAUUAUCAUUUCUUUAAAAGGCUUUAAAACGACGGACUUUUCUCUUGCAAAUGUAAUGCCCCCCAAAAAACAUAUAAAAUGAGACGAAAAAUAAUAAUACUUGUGUUCAAAUUGUUUUCGAACGAGACUUUGUUAUUCCUCAAUAAUAUUUCGAGCAAAUUUUUUUGAAAACAGUCUAUACUGUGACUGCCGAAUCGCAAAUUCGUCACUGCCUUAUUUAUAUCGCGGGUAUACAUGGUAAUUCAUGCCACUAUGUCAGCGUAACAUGUUCCAAUAUCUCCAAUAACCAAAAUUUAAGAGAUUUCAUAAUUACCAUGUAAUAUCGAGCAAUUUUUUCUUUAAUCGCUCAUCCGCGGCGACGACGACGCGCAUCUUCAUCGAAUCACACAUGUAUAAAACAAAAAAAAACAAAAAAAAAAGAAAUAGCUUACUUUCACUUUUCUUUUUUCAUUGAGUUCAAUUUUUUCGUGACAAAAAAUUUCAAACCCGGCGGAAGAUCAACGAAAUGUAGUAGGAUAGUGCAUGAGCAAAUUUUUUAUACGACGGUGAGGCAAAGGUGAGUUGUAGACGAAAAACGUGCUUAUGAAUUUAUACUCGCGAAAUGUAAAAGUAAUCGGUAGAUGUUUAUAUUUUUAUACUAAUCAUUAUUGCACAAAACGAGGUUGUUUCUUCUGAAAUUGUUCGGUUUUUUCAAAAUACAAAAACGAUCGCGUCAGUUCAAAUACAACGACAAAUGUCUAUAUCGACGAAACAAUAUAUUUUCCGUGAAAUUUUCUUCAUCGAUCGCAUCUACGUACGAUAUUUUUUCAAUGGAACUAACUCGUUCGCCAAAAAAAAACAUACGACAUAUCUCUGAAAAAAAAACGAGCCGUCAAACGAUUAGUCUUUAAGUUUCAACGCGCGAUAAUAACCCGAUGAGUCGGAGGUGCAACAAAAAAAUCAUUGAUUUUCUCUCUUAAUCGUAUUGCAAAAAUGAGUUGAAGUUGAUACGUAGCUUUAAGAUAAAAAUUCCAUCUAGACUCUAAUUUGUUGUUAUACGGAUUCGAAUAAUUAUUACAAAUAUAAUAAAUACUACGAUAAAUAAAUAAAGACGUAUGAAAUACGUAUAUUUUUAGGGACAAUAAUAACUAUUUUACGCGCGCAAAUCUAUCAAUUUAUGCGAAAGAAAAGAUUGCAUCUGCAUCAUUUUAAAUAUGUAUGAAAUUUAAAAAAAAAAAUGAAUUUCGUCGGUUGAAUCGUACGUACUUACAAUGUAACAGAUCUUAUUAACUAUAAUGAAAUAUUCAUAAUCGUUACGUGAAUAUUAUUAUAUUUUAAACGAUCCGUGGAUGAAUAUAUAAAAUAUUAUAAAAAAUUAUCGAUCCAUAAUAGCGAUAUAUAUUUUGAGUGCGAGUCCCCGGAGCUACAUAAUAUACGUUAUUAUACUCACACACAUUUUUAGGGCAUAUCGUGUUAAAUAUUUUAGCCGCAUAAAUAUAUUUACUUAUAUACAAAAAAUAACUUCCCUGUCACACAUUAUUAAAUCGAGUGCUUUUUUCUCUCUUCGCUAAUUAUAAUAUAUAAAACUAUAUAAAUCCAAUUUUACAUCGUUUUUAUAACUGCUUAGCUUUUUGAAGGCUAUUGGGAAAUCCGUGUAAUAUUUAACGAUUUGUGUACUACAGCAGCACUCGUAUAAAUGAUAUUUACAAAUGUCGUGGGCAUUAUACUAUAAUAAUAAAUAUAAAUAUAUAUGAUUGAAAACAAGCUUUUUUGAUAACGUGAAAAAUAUCUAACGAACUAUUUACUACAUAUUAUAUGAUAUAAAAUACAUGAGUGUGUUGUAAUAUACAUGUAUAUAAGUAUAUGAUAUAUCGGACGCUGUUUCUCGUUUCGUUAUAAAAUUGUCCUGUCGUCGCUUGAAACAUCAACACUUUUUCUUUUUAACUUUCCAACCAGAGUCGCGAGUUCUAAUCCUGCUUAGUGUGGCGUGGAUGUGAUCGUGUCAUCGAAUUAAAAGUCGACAAAAUUUUAUCGCAUAUAUCGAUUUCCAAGCGAUUAUCGAUUCUAAAGAAAAAUUCAAGCUAUAGUGUCAAACGUACUUUUUUCGUUGUUUUUUAAAAUGAAUUGAAAAUUUUAAUCUGAUAUGUAAUGUGGAUCGUGCCUGUAUAGAACUAUGUGCUCUUAUAUGAAUAUGCAUGUCGAUGAUUUUUGGCAUUUUUUCUUGAAACAUGGAAGAUAAGGCGAUAAAUAGAAGAAAAUAUAUGAAAAAUUAAAAAAAAAAAACAGAAUAAGAAAAUAAACGUUCGCGUACGCAAAUGUGCGUGCAUACGUUGGCGAGAGAAGAUAUAUAACUUUAUUUUCGUACAUUGAUAUAAAUGCAAGCCAUGGAGAAAAAAGCUUGAAUAUUUUCACAACUUGAAAUUAACAUUUACACGAGCACUUUUUAUGCAAAGAGACAACAAAUUGUAUGUACAUCCCUUAACGGUGUAGGUAAAAAUAAUAUUUGGCGUUACUUGUCGGACAAACACACACAUUUGUAGUUGUGUCUUUAGAUGUAACGUAUAUCAAUUAUAAAUACGAUGCCCUGUCUUUUAGAUUCGAUUGUUAUAUACUUUUUCGAUGAAAAGAUUCGUAUAAAUAUACAUACAUAAUAAGUGUAGGAAAGUAUAUCUGUUCGUAUUAAAAUAUGUGUAAUGUGUAUCGACUACUGUACAUCAUGACGAGAAGUUUCCAAUUUUAAAAUUUUAUCAUUCAGCUAAACAAAAAGCAAACGAUUUCAAAUGGGACGUCUAUUUAAACAUAUUGAAUCAGUGCUUUAUUCAUUUUUACACCAUAUAAUGGUCUUUUAAAAAUGAUUAUUCUCUUCGUGUACUGUUCUCAGGCGUGUACAUUAACUUGGAAUCAAACAAAAUGAACCAUAAAAACUUCAACGAAGUCCAUAUUGCAUUCAUAAAAAAAACAGAGCAACGUCAACCAUCGGCAAGAUGUUAAAUUUUCUGUUUUUUAACUGCUCGAUUACUAAUUAUUCAAGUACUUACCUAUAUGACGAAAAUAUUGUCUGUUAUUGAUUUUCCGUCCUACACGUUACGCAGAAAGUACAUCGAUUGUUUUUGAUCUUGAAAAUAAUAAAGAAAAAUAAUUUAUAUCGAAUUCUAAUGAUAUAAAAACAACAACAACUACUUGAAAAAUCAUUUACAAUGUGAUGCAACGUUUCGUUCAAAUAAUUUAUCAAAUUUUGCUGCAAGUCUUUGCGUUAUUGUCGAAAUGAAUUCGUAUUCAAUUGAAACGAGGAAGUGGAACAAUGUGAUAAAUGUACGAUAUUUUAGGGAAAAAAUAUAAUUAAUCAUUCGUUAGUGAGACGAGAAAGUGGCCCCCGAACGUACGAAUCGUACUUGCCAUCUUAAAACCAGUGACAAUGCAAAUAGUAGUUUUGCUAUUUGCUGCGAGAAAUUGACUUUUCAAAGGAAACCUGAAGUGGAAAUCUUGAAAAUUAAAAAAAAAAAAUAAGGACAAGUUUAAUUUAUUCCUACGAAGAAACAUGAAAUAGUGAUUACCCAUCCCGUGGGUGAUCAUUCAAAUUUUAUCUCAGCUGCUCGCGAUUAAUUCAUCGAUCGACGCACGAUCUGUACAAACAUCUCGGACAAUCAUGAUAAUCGUUGAAAGUGUAAAAGACUUGAUUUUCUUUUUUGUUAUUCGCGCGUAUCCGGUUCCUUUGAAAAGUCAAAAUUUUGUAAUAUCAAUAAAUCAACAUUUAAUAAUUGAAAAGCCUUGGAUUGUAAAAAGUAAAAAUGUAGUUAAGUGAAAAUGACAUUAUUUACGAUGUAGUGAUAAGCAGAUAUUGUAUCGACGUACGUGAGAGCUAAAGCGAGCGUUUAGAGGAAUUGUAAAAUAAAUGUAUCAUUAUUUUCGUAAAGAUUUUAUACGUGCGACAAAGAAUGACGUCGAUAUAUUAAACAAAAAAAAACGAUAUUCUAAGAGAAGUUGUGUGUAAAAAUGAAGGAUCUUGUAUAGCUUUUUAAAACUUUUAAAACUGUAUAAAUUAUCUUUCACCAUCGCGCGCGAUAUUUCAUGUAUAAAAAAAAAUCGAUCUGUUUCAACGUGUCGUUGUUCAUGCCAACAUCCUUGGUAAUGAAAGUUAUAAUGCAUCUCCGCUAUUGAGUUCGAGUUUGCAUCAAGUAAAAAUAAUCAGAAAUACAAAAAUUUACCGACGACAGUCGAUGAAUAUUUUGUCAUUGAAAAUAUUCUCGCGAGUACAAAAAAAAUUCGUUCAUUAUUACGAAGUAAAAGCAAAAAAUAACUUAUCUCAUUCGCGUCGAUAAAUGGGAUGUAAUUAUUGAAAUAUGUUUAAGGUCAAGUAAGAUGGAUGUAAGAUGAAAUAUAUCAAGCUCAUCUAAUAUCUGUAACUUUGUUGUAUAAUAAUGAAUAUUAUCGUUUUCAUCUCCACUCAUGUCGAUGUGAGAAUGUGUAAAUGAAAAUGUGCGUUAUAUGUAUAUCAUGACUGUAAAAUAAAUUCGAUGUAACUGAACAAAUUGAAUAUUAUAAGAAAAUUGUUCAAUCGCUUCACCGCGUUGGCAUCGUAUACAGAUAUUAUAAUUAAUUAAAAGUAUUAAAGUUGAAAAAUCUUCUAUUGUCUCUAUAUAAUUAAACCGUAACGGCAACGUCUUAUUUAAUUACUAUCUCUUAACAAUUUUAUAAUCAUUUUUAUAUAAAAGAAAACUUUGUUGUAAUAAGAUGUAUAUUUAUAAUUAUAAAGCAAGAGUAUAACAAAUUAACAAGUGCUUCAACGAUUUUUCUCUGUAAUAACAGUUGUUACUUUUCAAUCGCUUUUGCAAUUUUACACGUUUCACAGUUGUCGAUAUUUUAUCACUAUCGAAAAUAAAAUGAAGAAAUGUAAAACACUUCAAUGAUAUAACUCCUUGUUUAACGAAAAAAAGGUUUUUAAUGCAAAUAAUAGUUGAUAAAUUCUGGAAACUACAAUUAACGACGCACAUAGAUGAUAUGGUUCUUAUAAUUUUUCGUUGUGGUUCACGAUCUAUGUAAUAAAAUUACACGGAGAAUUGCAAAAAAAUCUAAACAACUUGUACUAUAUGUAAAAAUAAAUAAUGAUUAUUAUCAUAUGAGAACAUUGAAUUGCUUGACAAAAAUCGAUUCAGAUGCAUGUUUCGUGUUUAACGAUGUUUUACGUUUAAUCAUUAUCAUGUAAACUUGAUAAAUACUACUAUAGCAUUUAUGUUUUGCUUUGGUUUCAAUAUAUAAUAUUUAUAUGUUAUAUGGAUAGGCAAACUUGUUAUCCGAAUAACAAUGAAAUAAUAGAAACAUACUAUAAGUAAGAAGAUGGGCACCAUUGAAAAGAAUGCAUUAUACAAAGUACUUGUAUAAGUAUAUCUGAACAAUGAAACGACGUAACGUCUCUAAUGAAAAAUGAUUGUAUAUAAAUUUAUCAAAAUGUGUAAAUGUACCAAUAUGUUCAUAGCGUUCAAAAACUUAAAAUAUUAACUGAUAUCACCCGCAUAACGAGAUGUUGAAAAUCUGUAUAAUUUAGAAAUAAUUCUAAUACAACUAUAACUCAUAACUAUAAUAUUAAUAAUAAUAAAUAAUAUUAAUGAUAAUAUUAACAUUAAUAAUAAUAUCUGCGUACAAAAAUAAUAAAAGUACAGAAUAAUACCAUAUAAGUUUUGAUUGUUCAUGUGACUUGUACUAAAGUGAAUGUGAGAGUGUGAGCCAGAGUGAAAAUUGAAUAAAAUGUUUUUGAAGGAAAAAAUACAAAUUUUGAAUUUGAAAGAGUGAUUCAUUUAUGACUUAGGUCACAAGCAAAGCACAAAAAAAUAUAUAUUAUACAUAUUUUCUCAAAAGAUGGAAUAAAGCGUAACU
Trichogramma pretiosum is the source of this 9999-nucleotide messenger RNA. Its product is annotated as neuropeptide SIFamide receptor-like. Gene Ontology annotation, biological process: G protein-coupled receptor signaling pathway. The transcript is spliced from 4 exons. Gene Ontology annotation, molecular function: peptide binding; neuropeptide Y receptor activity. Gene Ontology annotation, cellular component: membrane. Bases 483 to 2201 code for a protein of 572 amino acids. Lineage: Eukaryota; Metazoa; Arthropoda; Insecta; Hymenoptera; Trichogrammatidae. The record is from RefSeq and is a predicted model, not a curated record.